GCGCUCGCGCCGCUCAGCCAAUCAGAGCCUCCGAAGAGACCUCACCAAAACUACAUCAGCAGCAUCGGAGGAGCCGCAGCGCUGCAAGUCCCAGAAGCGACGAGUCGCAGUUGCGAGUUUGUGCGCAGCAGAAACAGGGAUCCGCGCUUUUUUCCAUCCACAUUAUCAUCUGCGUCGCAUCUGCCGGUUCGUGAAUCGGAGCGCCGGUGCAAAACGGGAGAAGAAGAAAGAAUGAGCGAGACGCAGACGGAAGUGAGGAGCAGGCACGCGGAGUGGCGCGCGGACGCGGACGGGGACGCGCCCCUCGCGGAGGAUGUCUUCGAUGACACGUACAGAGAGAAAGAGGGACCGAAGCCUCCGAUGCAGAUCGUGUGGAGGAACGUGAUUCUCAUGUCCCUGCUGCAUGUGGGCGCUGCGUACGGGUUCUUCGUCAUCCCCUCCGCCACGGCGAUGACCUUGGCCUGGUCCUUGCUGUGCUUUUUCUUAAGUGCUUUAGGGGUAACGGCCGGAGCCCAUCGAUUAUGGAGCCACAGGUCCUACAAGGCCUCUCUACCUCUGCGAAUCUUCCUGGCCAUCGCCAAUUCCAUGGCUUUCCAGAAUGACAUUUUUGAGUGGGCUCGGGACCACAGAGUUCACCACAAGUACUCGGAGACGGAUGCCGACCCGCACAAUGCCAGCCGGGGGUUCUUCUUCGCCCACAUCGGGUGGCUCCUAGUUCGCAAGCAUCCCGAUGUGAUCGAGAAAGGCCAGAAGCUGGAGUUCAGCGACCUGAAGGAGGACAAAGUGGUCAUGUUUCAGCGAAAGUACUACAAGCCUUCUGUGCUCCUCAUGUGUUUCUGCAUGCCAAUGAUGGUGCCCUGGUGCCUGUGGGGGGAGUCCCUGUGGGUGGGCUACUUCGUCCCCGGGUUGCUGAGGUACGCGCUGGUGCUCAAUGCCACCUGGCUGGUGAACAGUGCUGCCCACAUGUGGGGUAACAGACCGUAUGACAAGAACAUCAACCCCAGGGAGAACAAGUUCGUCACCUUCAGCGCCAUCGGCGAGGGGUUCCACAACUACCACCACACCUUCCCAUACGACUACGCGACGAGCGAGUUCGGCUGCAAGCUCAACCUCACCACCUGCUUCAUCGACUUAAUGUGCUUCCUGGGCCUGGCGAAGGAGUGCAAGACUGUUUCCCGCGAGGCCAUCGUGGCCCGGGUGCAGCGCACCGGCGACGGCAGCCACAGGAGUGGUUAAAGGUGUCACCGCGGUACGAGCGCUUGGAGAAGGAGCGUUGGAGAACGAGGAAAAGAAAAGCCUUUAUGAUUUUGUUUUUUUUCCCUUUUUUUUUUUUUCUUUUUCUUUGCCUUUGGAGGGGAGGGAGAUGCUUUUCUGUUGUGUGGCUAUAAUUGCAGCUUCACAUCCUUUUGUGAGACACAUUUCCAGAGUUGUUGAAAUUAAUCUUAGCUUUAAACACACCUGGAGUUCUCUGUAAUAUACGUUUAAUUUUCUCCUUAAGUGCAGUAGCAGGACCUGACUGAGGGGUGUAAAGAAAUCCACCUUGAGCCAAAGCUCUUAACGGAGCGGCGGGCGACACUUUCGCACCCAAGACUCCGCAAGUGGCGUCGCAGACGGAUCGCGUUGUUCUUGUGCGUCGCAUCGGCAAUAUACCGCAUUUCUCAAGCUGCGGCCGAGCUUCACGGGAACAAUUAAACGAGACGAGGGACUAAAGUUAGACGCAAAACUAUGACCUUACCGCGGUACCUUGUCUUUCUAACUUCAAGUUUUCUUGUUACGUUCAUUUCAUCAUGUGGGUCCCGUGAAGCGAAACACUAAAGGGAUUUGGGCUCUUUUCCUUGUUGAGGCAUAAUACUUGAUCCUACUGUGUCAUAAUAGGAUUUUCCAACUAAUUUUGACUGGUAAGCACACUUGAUAGGAGUGUAAGAGCACCUUAAGAGCUUAGAAAAGCCUAAUUUAAAUUAAUACUGUGUAUUUAUUAGAGCACCGUUGCCAUCGAUCUUUCAUUAAUGUCACUGUAGUUUAACAGUGAAAUACUUAGAAUAAACAGGAUAAACUGUUUGUCGAGCAGUGUUUUUAUGGCGUUGAGAGGAACCUAAUGCUAAUAGUUUUAACAGGCCGGAUGAGAGAGGCGGUCCGGUCGCACCUGACGCAGCACCUAAGGGCGGCGUGGAGCCGCCGGACGAGCCUUGCGCCACGCAGGUAUACAUAAACAGCAGGAAGAUACCCUGGAAAGCACAAGGGCGCAGUCACAUCUGGGAUUUUACCAGGGUUACACAAACAUGGUACUCGCUUCUCUGAAUCAUCGCUGAAAGAGACAACAUUUACACAUUUUAAGUGCUUCAUUUGCGACUCGCAGCGAUUCCGGCGGAAACGUUCAGUUGGUGAACAGAAUUCCGAUCUGCAGCUUCCUUCGACGCGUAAUUCGUUUACUGUGAGGUACAAAUGAUGCGCUCGCGGUCCCGCCUCCCAUGUCGUACGAGCUGAUGAUCAACAUGUGCUGCUGCUGCUGCUCGUAAACCGGGAAAUGAAUGACGAGAGAAGGAAUUUUGCAAGGAGGGACCCAAAGUAAAAGUGACUUUUACCAAAGUGUGGGAAGCGAACAUCUGAAGAUACCAAUCAAGAAAGUGAAAUUGUGCACUGUGUACUUUUAGAAAUUUGACUAUGUACCCCUAUUUUUUUGGAAAAUGUAUUCAUUGAGAACGUUAAACCCUUUUAUACCUUUUCCUUGCUUGUCGUUUGAGUAAAUUUCAUGUAACGGUGUCAGCAUUUUACUAAAAUUACUGAGCCUCUCGACAUAUCAUCAUGGAGGUGGAAUGAGAAUUUGCACUAAGCCUCACAGUUUUGGCAUUUUUGGCUCCGAAGUGGUUUAAAGCAGGCCUUUUUUUUUUUUUUUUUUUUUUUUUUUUUCUUCGUCUGGAGUCCAGAACAUCUGCACUGCGAGGUCUCCACAGCUUAGCCUAUUACUGCUGUUCAAGUAUAAUUGUUUUUAAAAAAGCCAGUGGUAUGACCGAGGCCAAUGAGUAAUCCAAGGUUAAAUACCUUCAUUACUUUGCCCAUCAGUAGUCAGGCCCUCGUCGAUGUGCACGACAGUUAGUAUUCAAGAAUUGCGCAGCUUGCAGAAAAACGUGUGUUAUUUUCUUUGUUGGCUGUCUUAUUCUUUUUUUGUUAUACCGUAGAUGAUGUUUGAUUUUCCGUGGACAAAUGAUUUUAGCUUACUGGGUAUGUGGCUUGGCCACCUGUGGCCUGUAACAUCCUCUCCGCUAUAAAAAUUAGAGCUUGCCGAGAGUUCCCAGGGCUUUGAGAAAAAAUAGCCUUGACAUACCAUGAAAUAAAGGGUAUUUGUGUCCAGUCGCCUGCCGGUGCCAUUUCUGUUCCUAUAGAGGGAUGGAGACAAGUCCAAUUGAAACGUUGCUUUUUCGAUCUCGAUUUUGCAUCGUUCUCUUUGUGAACGCGGCGGAGAUCCGGAGCAGCUUUAACACUGUCUCUAAAGGCCUACACGAAUAGCAUCAGGUUGGCCGAUGCCUUAGAACUUCCAUUCCUGACCCUGUAUCUGCACCCCAACAGUGUCGCAAGGCUCUUUUUAACGGAGGUGAGAAUUCAUGCUCCGAACUGGAAACGGAAACGCACUGUAGUUAUGAGUUAUGAGGAGCGGAGUGUUCUCGGACCAGCUCUUUCUGUGGUAAAAUGGACAGGUGCGCCGGGCUCCAGCUAUAAAUAAGGACAGGAUUGGCAAUUGCGCUAAAAACUUUGAAACAAAAAAAGGUGCUUUAUCGAGAUAUGUCUUAACUGGAGGCGAGCGCUGCGUUUAGCACUUCUUGAGCUCCAGAAUGACGACGCGACGUUCAUACAUCCCUCUUGGUCGGUCAUCCAACAGAAACGUUUGUAUUGUGUUCUACUGAGGGAAGGAAAUUUAUUUAUAAUUGCAAGCAUGUUAAAAUGUGUACUGUAGUUCUGAACUAAAAUUCAGAAGUAUUUUGAACUAAACAAUAAACUUGUAAUUAAAUGAAUUACUGUUCUUCUACAGUUUGCAGUGCAAUUAUUUUCCAGUGUUCUUGAAUUCUGAAUGCCUUAAAGAUUUGUUUGGCACAUUUUGCAAGGAAUGUUGUAUUAAUUGUAAAUUUAGCAAAUUUUAUACUAGGUGGGAAAGACACUGUGUCUUUGUGCUUGUGUUACAAUGGCACAGUAUUUCUUUUUUAAAACAAAUAAAAGAAUUGUCCCAAAUACUGUCUAUUUUUCU
This is a messenger RNA of Scleropages formosus (Asian bonytongue), 4237 nucleotides long. It is a transcript of the gene scd, whose product is annotated as stearoyl-CoA desaturase (delta-9-desaturase). The record is from RefSeq and is a predicted model, not a curated record. The coding region runs from base 232 to 1236 and encodes 334 amino acids. Gene Ontology annotation, molecular function: stearoyl-CoA 9-desaturase activity; iron ion binding; palmitoyl-CoA 9-desaturase activity. Gene Ontology annotation, cellular component: endoplasmic reticulum membrane. Gene Ontology annotation, biological process: response to fatty acid; unsaturated fatty acid biosynthetic process; monounsaturated fatty acid biosynthetic process. Lineage: Eukaryota; Metazoa; Chordata; Actinopteri; Osteoglossiformes; Osteoglossidae. The transcript has 6 exons.